CGGCUCGCCGAGAGACAGGUCGGCGCAGGACGGGCGGCUGUGCCCACGGCCGCGCCUCGGCGAGACCCGCAGCUCGAAGCGGCCGAAAGCCGCGGGAUGGCGGCGUGCGGUCGCUGGGAAGCGGGCGAGGCUUUCGGAGCCCCCCUGAAAGCCUGAAUAUCUGAGCUGAGGUCGCCGUUAGCUUACGGCAGCGCUGGGAGCCUGCUGCUGAGGUCAGCGGCGCAGAUAUUUGCACUCCUCGUUAUAUGCAGAUUCCAGAAUUUGACAACUUAUACUUGGACAUGAAUGGCAUUAUCCAUCAGUGCUCACAUCCAAAUGAUGAUGAUGUUCACUUCAGAAUCUCAGAAGAUAAGAUUUUUGCUGAUAUUUUUCACUAUUUGGAAGUACUAUUUCGCAUUAUUAAACCAAGGAAGGUUUUCUUCAUGGCAGUUGAUGGAGUAGCUCCAAGAGCAAAAAUGAAUCAGCAGCGUGGGAGACGUUUUAGAUCAGCAAAAGAAGCAGAGGAAAAAAUAAAAAAGGCAUUAGAAAAGGGAGAAACUCUCCCUACAGAAGCCAGAUUUGACUCCAACUGUAUUACACCAGGAACUGAAUUCAUGGCCAGAUUGCAUGAGCAUCUUAAAUAUUUUGUAAAUAUGAAGAUUUCCACAGACAAAUCCUGGCAAGGAGUAACAGUCUACUUAUCAGGCCAUGAGACUCCAGGGGAAGGUGAGCAUAAAAUUAUGGAGUUCAUCAGAUCAGAAAAAGCAAAGCCCCAUCAUGAUCCAAAUACAAGACACUGUCUCUAUGGCUUAGAUGCCGACUUGAUUAUGCUGGGAUUAACAAGUCAUGAGGCACACUUUGCGCUCUUAAGAGAAGAAGUCAGAUUUGGUGGUAAAAAAUCUCAAAGAGCAUGUGCACCAGAGGAAACAACAUUUCAUUUACUGCACUUAUCACUGAUGAGAGAAUAUAUUGAUUAUGAAUUUUCACCAGUAAAAGACAAGAUUUCCUUUGAAUAUGAUAUUGAAAGGAUAAUAGAUGAUUGGAUCUUAAUGGGUUUCCUUGUAGGAAAUGAUUUUAUUCCUCAUCUACCUCAUUUACACAUUAAUCAUGAUGCACUGCCGCUACUUUAUAGAACAUACAUGGCUAUCUUGCCAGAACUGGGAGGUUACAUAAAUGAAAACGGGCAUCUAAAUUUAAAACGCUUUGAGAAAUAUCUCACCAGAUUGUCAGAUUUUGAUCGUGAACACUUCAGUGAAGUCUUUGUAGACCUGAAAUGGUUUGAAAGUAAAGUGGGCAAUAAAUACCUCAAUGAGGCAGCUGGUAUUGCAGCAGAGGAAGCCAGAAAAAAUAAACAAAAGAAACAAAAGGCUCAGGAAAAUUCUAUAUGUUUGGCUGCUUUAGAAGAAAACGAAGGUGAAGUUUUGACGCCUAAAACUGUGUUGGAAGAUGAACCAGAUGAUGAUGAUCUGUUUGAAACUGAGUUUAGACAAUACAAAAGAACUUACUACAUGACUAAAAUGGGUGUAGAAGUAGUUUCUGAUGACUUCUUGGCCGAUCAAGCUGAAUGUUAUGUCCAGGCAAUACAAUGGAUUUUGCAUUAUUAUUACCAUGGAGUUCAGUCAUGGAGCUGGUAUUACCCUUACCAUUAUGCACCUUAUCUGUCAGAUAUUCGCAACAUUGGUGAACUCAAAAUCAAAUUUGAGCUGGGAAAACCUUUCAUGCCAUUUGAACAGCUUCUUGCUGUACUUCCAGCAGCUAGCAAAGAUCUGCUACCUAAGUGCUACCAGCAUUUGAUGAUCAGUCAAGACUCUCCUAUUAUAGAGUAUUAUCCACCGGAUUUUAAAACUGACCUAAAUGGAAAACAACAAGAAUGGGAAGCUGUAGUAUUAAUCCCGUUUAUUGAUGAGAAACGACUGCUGCAGGCCAUGGAAUCCUGUAAUAAGUGCCUAAAAGAAGAAGAGAAACGAAGAAAUACUCACAGUGCUUGCUUAAUGUACUGGCAUGACAAAGAGGCAGAGUUCCAGUACACGACACCGUGGCCGGAGAAAUUCCCUGCAAUAGAAAGAUGUCAUACGAGGUAUAAAACAAUACCUUUGGAUGCUUGGCAUGUAGAAAUAACCCACAAUAAGAUAACUAAAAUCAACAAGGGUGCAUUAUAUUUUUGUGGAUUUCCUACUUUAAAGCACAUUAAACAUAAGUUCUAUCUUAGAAAAAGUGGUGUACAGGUGUUUCAGCAAAGCAGCCAUGGAGAGAACAUGAUGUUAGAAAUCAUAGCUGAUGAGAACUCAAAAGAACAGAUGGUAGAAAAUGUUGCCAGUUUGGUACUUGGAAAGCGUGUUUUUGUUAACUGGCCACACCUUGAAGAAGCCAGAGUUGUUGCUGUGUCAGACGGAGAAACUAAGUUUUAUUUGGAAGAACCCCAUGGCACGCAGAAGCUUUACAUGGGAAAUGCAGUGCCCCCAACUAAAGUGGCAUACGUUGGAGAUAAGGAACAAAGCAUGUGGUUAAAAGAAGUUCAAGGCAUUUCAGAGCACUACCAGAGAAGAAAAGGAAUAAUUAUUCAUGAAACAUCAAUAGUUGUAUAUGCUCAGUUACUCACUGGUAGCAGAUACCAGCUAAACCAAAACGGCGAAGUUUAUUUGGAGAAGCAGUGGUCAAAACAAGUUCUUCCUUUUGUUUACCAAACUGUUGUCAAGGAUAUCAAGGCCUUUGACUCUCGUUUUUCAAACAUCAAAACUUUGGAUGACUUGUUUCCUCCUGGAAGUACAGCCUUUAUGCUGGGAUCUCCGUACUAUGGCUGCGUGGGAGAAGUUCAAGAUUCACGUGAUGUGAUCACAGAAGGUAGAAUUCGUGUAGUUUUCAAUAUUCCGUGUGAACCCCAGCUUGAUCCUUUAAUACAAAACCAGCAUAAAUAUUCUGUGAAAUACAAUCCUGCAUAUAUUUUGGCCAGCCGUCUUGGAGUAAGUGGGUAUCUUGUCUCCAGAUUUACAGGGAGUAUCUUUAUUGGAAGAGGAUCAAAGAAAAAUCCUCAUGGAGAUCACAAAGCAAAUGUGGGGCUAAACCUGAAGUUCAAUAAGAAAAAUGAAGAAGUUCCUGGCUAUACUAAGAAAGUUGGAAAUGAAUGGAUGUAUUCUUCUGCAGUAGAACAACUGCUUGCUGAGUAUUUAGAAAGGGUCCCUGAGCUAUUUAAUUAUAUAGCCAAGAAUAGCCAGGAAGAUAUCUUCUAUGAAGAUGACAUUUGGCCUGGAGAGGAUGAGAACGGAGCUGAGAAAGUUCAAGAAAUUGUUGCCUGGUUAAAGGCACAUCCUGUGUCUGCUUUGUCUCGCUCAUCUUGUGACUUGCAAAUUUUGGAUGCAGCUAUUGUUGAGAAAAUUGAAGAAGAAAUAGAGAAAUGCAAGCAGAGAAGGAGCAACAAGAAGGUGCGAGUAACUGUGAAACCCCAUUUGUUGUACAGACCAUUAGAACAACAGAAUGGGGUUGUUCCAGAUCGAGAUGCGGAGUAUAGGCUGUUCGACCGUGUUGUCAAUGUGAGAGAGAACUUUUCCGUUCCAGUUGGUCUUCGAGGUACCAUUAUAGGAAUUAAAGGAGCCAGUAGAGAAACAGAUGUACUCUUCGAAGUUUUGUUUGAUGAAGAAUUCCUUGGAGGCCUAACUAUAAGGUGCUCACCUGCCAGAGGUUAUCGUCUGCCAUCAAGUGCCUUAAUUAACCUGUCUCAUGGUAGUCGGUCAGAAAUGGGAAAUCAAAAACUGACGGCCAUAGUUAAGCCUCAACCAGCUGUGAAUAACUACAAUUCAUAUGCAUCUGAUUUGUCAUCUGUGUGCUCGCAAAAAGUGCAUCUGGGAGGCCUCAACCAUUCUCCUCGCUCUCUUUUUGUUCCUACUCAACAACUGAAUGGAAGACAGCAUUACAAUCUCAGGGCUGAAAAUCAGGGCAACUCUAACUCACCCCAGAAAGGAUCAUUUCUGAGUGGCAAUCAGAAAAAUAAAGCACAGAGUAAGCAAGAUGAUGAAUUCUGCAGCAUAUGGCAAUCAUUGCAGAGUUCUGGGAAGUCUCACCACAUUCAGCAAACCAUGCAUGAGAAGGGUGCAGUUCUACCUCAGGAAAUCAAGCUGGGAACUGGCAAUCAGUUCUAUAAGCCAGGAUUCAAUGACAGCAGCUUUAAAGCUCAGCAAAGAAAACAGGAGCCAUAUAAAAAAUUUAAAGAAGAUUCCAAAGUUACAAGAGGUGAAAGUCAGACACAUAAUAAAAUAUCAAACAAACAGAAUUUUGCAGGUGUGAAUAAGUACAAUGUCAAACUUCUGAAGAGGAAUGAAAGUCCCAACAUGCCUGUAAUUCAGAAGGCUGCAGUUGAUGGUCCCUGUACAGGUGGAAAGAAGGACAAUGAACUUGAAAGCCUUCUAGCUUCUUUGAAAAUUUCCAAAGAAAAUGAAGGGCAGACUUAUUCCAAGGAAGCAAGAGCUACAAAUGAAGAACAUCUGUCACCACAGUCAUUUGCUAUGAAAGGAACACAGAUGCUCAAAGAGAUUUUGAAGAUAGAUGGCUCUGACCCGGAAACAAGGAAUGAAGUGAAAUCCCAAGUUAAUGAUGUUCCUGCUCCCCCUAGUAGACAGGAUUGCCAUGGAGCUGCCUUGCAAUAUAGACAAACAAAAAAAAUGGCUGCUUAUGUGCACAAGCCUCAUAGCACUGGAGGCCCUCAGAACACACCAGCACUGGAAACUGGAGGUCACCCUUUCGCUUGUCCACAGCCUGCACCGUCUACUGUUUCUGAACUUUCUCGUAUUUGUUCUCUUGUUGGAAUGUCACAACCAGAUUUCUCUUUCCUAAAAACACCACAGACCAUGACAGUUUGUCACAUAAAAUUAUCAAAUGGCUUGUUGGUUCAUGGACCACAGUGUCAUUCUGAAGCUGAAGCCAAGGAGAAAGCUGCGCUUUUUGCUUUACAGCGUUUGAGUUCUAUAGGAGUAAACUUCCCUUUGCCUCCACCUCCGCCUCCACCAGUGUUUCCAAAUUAUCAACAACUAGGAGUUCCUGUACCGCCUGGAUCUAUUCCUCCAGUAUUCGCACAACCCCCUGCUAAUAUAAUGCCUCCGUCAUCUCACAUGUUUGGCCCAGUGUCCUGGGGAACUCCAGUGCCUAAACAUUAUUAUUCUGGCUCCUAUCCAGGAAAUGUGUCUCUUGCAGGAACUAUAGCAGUUGGUUCUCACAACCAGUUUAUACCUCUGCAGGUAACUAAAAAAAGGGCUGCUAGCAAGAAAAACUUUGAGUUCAAGGAGUUUCAGAGUUCCCCUCAAGCUGCACCACUAAAGAAUGAACAGCCAGUGUCUUCUGACCACAUUCAGCAAGAUAGUUCUUCAGCUCCUUUAAAAUCUCCUCAAGCUGCUCAAUCCACUGUUUCAUUUCAAGACAAUGUGGCUACUCCAAGUGUUCCUCAUAAAAAAUCAACACCAAACACUUCCAGCAAGCGAAAGCCAAGAAAGCUGGCUGUCAAUUUUGGCGCACCAAAAUCUUCAGAAUAAAUAUUGUAGCUAGGUGUAUUUUAUCUUUAACUCUUCCCCCACUGUUAUGUUCUAUCAUUUAAAAAAAUCAGAAAGCUCUAUUAAAAAGACCAGCCACUUUAAGUAUAAUAUAGAAUGAAAUACAUUUUAUUUGCUAUAAUUUUCAGGUUGUUAUGAAAACUAUAAAAAUUUUGUUAAAAUUUAAUUAUUUUGACUUAUAUUAGCAAAAGCCAGGAAAUGCUGAGUUAAGGUUACCAUGCCAUCCAUUGUGCCUAGGUUUCUCAACAGUGGCUUACAUACUAUACCGGGUAAGCAGCAAUAACAGUGGCAACCUUAAUUCAGAAUUGCCAUGCUUUUUGGGAGGGAUAUGGAGCAGUAAUAAGUUGGGCAUCAAACAUUGCUUAGUAUGACAUGUUGUAUUCUAGCUUAUUUUUAAAUAGUGUAAUAAGACAGAAAGGAAAAGAAUAUUUAAAUGCAGCUGUUAGAUUGGCUCUCCAGGUCCUUCUGAGUUGAAUCAGUGUGACUAAAACCUAACUACAGUGGAACUGCCAAAUUCACUUUAACUAUCAACUGCUAGGUUUUAUACCAGAGGGCAACAACUUUACAACUUUCAAAACAUAGGUAUUAUUGUAUCUCUAGUAUUAGAAUGGCAAAACCUGGUUGCUGAUGCAGAAUCCGUUCCAGGAGAUAAAUUUAUAGGAUGCAUUGAAUAAAAAAAAAAGUAUUUGUAAAGUAGACCUCUUUGUUAAAGUACGUUGUUUUUUUUAAUUAAGCGGCAUUAUCAAUUUCAUUGUUUUCUGAUGAUAAAAUAACAUAGAUAUCUACUACAGAUCUGCAUAGCCUCCUAAAAUGCUAGUGAUAUCCUGAUUUUUUUCUAAAUUAUAAAAACGGCCAGUGUUUAAAGAUGUCCGUUUGUGUAGUGUGGCAGUCAAAGUUAUGUUACUUAAGAGUCCAUUCCUCCCUCUAAUAGUCUGUGCCCUGAAACCUUCUCUAUGGUAGGUUAUUUUUUGUUGCUAGUGACACUUAAUAUUUAUUUUUUAGUUUUGUGAUAGAAAUUCUGUGUAGCAAAAUUAAAUUAUCAGAAACUGUUCCUAUCGGUUCCAUAAGAAUAUUCAGACAAAACGCCGACUUGUAUUUUUGGAGGGAGCUUUGUUGUAAAAGUAGUAACUUGAUCAUUCUUCAUUCAUAUAGGAAAAAAAGAAGGCUCAAAGGUCCCUGUGCUAUUUUUAACCCACGUGUACCAUUCUUAUUGACGUUAAUAAGAAAUCUUCAGUCUAAGAGAAAAUUUGAAGCCUCAAUUGGUGCUGUUUACUGACGUUGAUUAAAUUUCAUUUUUCUUCUUUAUUCUAAUCUCUUCCAGAAAAAAUAUUUUUCCUCUAAAGCCUAGGAAGCUUAGAAAUAAAGCAUACUUUAGUUAUUCAUGUUGUUGCCUUCAGACAGGUUUUAUGUUUGAUCUGCAAGUCUGUAGACUUUCCUUCAGUUCCCUUACCUUGUUCUUUGCCUCCAUUUCUUGGUGUCGUACCAAGUUUCACAUUGUUAGCAUGUUAUAGGAUUUUUUUUAUAUUGAUUUCUCCGAAACAGUUGUUGCCUCGGCAGUAUUUGUAGGAUAGCAGCAAGCCCUAUAGAAAGGAUCACAGAGGUAAAAACAAGGUUAAGAAAUUUUAUUUCAUUUUACUUAAUAUCACCAACCUUGUAGAAUAGUCUACAUACAGUUUUAAAAUACACUGAUCUUUAUAGCCAUCUAGUCUCAAGAGGGUUUGAAGCCAUAUUCCAUGAAGGGAAAGUUGUAUGUUUUGGUGAUUUAUUGUCAUUAGCAACACGAGACUGACAUGAUGCUGACAUGCCAAUAUUUUAGAAGUAUGUAUAUGAAAUUUAGUUAUGAGACACAGAUGUUAGUUCCCCAUAUCCUAUCUGAAUCAUCUGAUCAUCAGAGAAAAGAUCUGUUUAGAAAUGCCUGUGGUGGUGAUGAGACUACAUUAGAUUGUUGCAUCACAGAAUUUUGACAUAUCUGGAUAGCCAAUUUAUGCGGAUUCUUUAGAAACAAAGUUAUGAAGGACGCUAUACUCUCAACACCGGUAAACACGGCAAUUUUUAAUUACUUACUACAGACUAAGACCUCCUCUCCCUCUUCAAGUAGAAUUGCUAUAUUUAGUAUAUAUAACAGGUUAAACAAUUCUGUAGCUGCUGCAUAUUGUAUUAGUCCCUCGAUUUUAAUUUAUAUAUUCUAUGAUACUGACUGCCUGGUGCCCAGUUAAUUACAGUUUUACAUGUCCUGAUAGAUGUAACAUCUGCGUUGACCUAUGCCAUGUCCCCUGUGAUUUCAGGUUUCUAUUUUAACAAGGUGGUUAUGUUUAAUUCAUACAGAUAUAAAUUUAAGCAUUUGUUUUUCUCAUAGAUAUAAAGUAUUUUGUAAGCACUGGAGUUUUUCAUUAGAUCUUAUACAGAGCAGUAUUUUACUAAAAAUCCAAAAGGGAAGACUUUUAUGUGUGCAUUUUUGUAGUUUCUGAUUUUUUUAAAAUAACUUUUCAUUGUUUAUCUGCCAAGUGAAAUGUUUUAAAUUUGCAUAUGAAUGGAUACAGAAUGUAUUUUUUGUGCUGUUUAGUGUUAAGUGUGCAUUUGCAGAUUUUUAGCAUGUAGUUGCACAAAGGACUGUGCAAAGAUAUUUUAAAAUAUGAAUAUAUGAUACACUGAAGGAAAAACAUUCAUAAAAGUUAAAUGCUAUAUAAAACUUUAAUGCAAUAGAAUAAUUUUAUAAAUUGUGUCUGUGUCUGCUUGGAUUAAAUAUUGGAACAAGAAACAUUACUUAUUUUCACUGUUUUAUUUCCAAAUACUAUAUGGGAACUUCUGUAUGCUCCAAACCAAAAUUUUAAGAUUUAAUUUAUAAUCUCAUGAAACCCAGUUUCUGUGAUUCUCAGAAGCAGCAACUGCCCAACUCUGAGCUCUUUCUUGGUGGCUUUCAACUAUUACUCAGUUAAAGAUACGAAGUGUGUUAAAAAGGCUGUUGGUCACUUUGCAAUUAAAAGCAUUUAACUAGAUACUGAUCUUCCAAAAUUUCUUUGGCCUCUGUCACCCAUUAGAUUUAAAAAGCAAACAAACAAA
Messenger RNA from Grus americana (Whooping crane), 8573 nucleotides. It is a transcript of the gene XRN1, whose product is annotated as 5'-3' exoribonuclease 1. The transcript is spliced from 43 exons. Gene Ontology annotation, cellular component: nucleus. The record is from RefSeq and is a predicted model, not a curated record. Gene Ontology annotation, biological process: nuclear-transcribed mRNA catabolic process; rRNA catabolic process. Gene Ontology annotation, molecular function: 5'-3' RNA exonuclease activity; RNA binding. Bases 246 to 5495 code for a protein of 1749 amino acids. NCBI's taxonomy places the organism in Eukaryota, Metazoa, Chordata, Aves, Gruiformes, Gruidae.